AGACAACACAGACACACGUUUGGAGAAUUGCAACACAAAAAAAACCCCCACACGAUGGCAUUUUAAGGGCACGGAGCGGGGGAGCGGUGAGAGCCACACGAUGGCCGGUAAGGACGAGCUUUACAGCAGAGUUACCCCGAGAAGGAAUCGCCAGAACCGACCGGGAACCAUCAAACACGGGUCCAGUCUGGAGGUGUUCCUCUCUAUGGGGUUCCCGAAAGCCAGAGCACUGAAAGCCUUGGCAGCCACGGGGGGAAAGAGUGUCCAGGCAGCAUGUGAUUGGCUGUUCUCACACGUUGACGACCCCUUCCUGGAUGACACCCUUCCCAGGGAGUAUGUCCUGUACUUGCGGCCCACCGGCCCGCUGGCUAACAAGCUGCUGGAGUUCUGGCACCAGUCUCGGCAACUCUGUGGCAAGAACAAGGCUCACAACAUCUUCCCUCACAUCACCCUCUGCCAGUUCUUCAUGUGUGAGGACAGUAAAGUGGACGGGCUGAGCGAGGCCCUACAGCACACUGUGAGUCGCUGGAGAGCCACCUUCCCCUUCCCGCUAGCGCUCGAGCUCUACACCUCCUCCAACUUCAUCGGCCUCUUCGUGGAGGAGGACAGCGCCGAGAUCAUCAAGAAAUUCGCCGCCGACUUCGCCUCAGAGGCCACCAGCAAAGCUGAUGUCCGAGUUGAGCCGCACAGGAAGCAGCUGCACGUGACGCUGGCGUAUCACUUCUUGUCCAACCAGCUGGCCGCCCUGGAGAAGCUGGCGAGGGGCAUCGACCUGAAGCUGGGCUGUGAUUGGGUUGCCGCCAUUUAUUCCCGGGACAUCCGAUUCGCAAACCACGAGACGCUGCGUGUGAUGUACCCCUACACGCCCCAGAAUGAUGAUGAGCUGGAGCUGGCUCAGGGGGAUUUUAUCUUCAUGUCCCCCGUGGAACAGAGCACCACGAGUGAGGGUUGGAUCUAUGGCACCUCCCUCGGCAAUGGCUGCUCAGGCUUACUCCCCGAGAACUAUAUAGCCCGGGCUGAUGAGUGCGAUACGUGGGUCUAUCACUGUUCCUGUUCCUUCCUCAGUGCGGGGGCAGGGGUGGGACCUAGUCUGUGUGACGGGGGGCUACGCAGGAGGGGCCAGGAGGAGCAGGGCCCCGGGGAAGCACUGUCACUACCCAUCGACCUCAUCUGCCAGCCCGUACAGAAGAACUCUCAGCUGAGUCGGCAGAAACGCUGCCUGUUUGUUUGUCGGCACGGGGAGCGCAUGGAUGUGGUAUUCGGAAAACACUGGAUCAGUCAGUGCUUCGAUGCCAAAGGUAACUACAUCCGCUCUAACCUGAACAUGCCGCUCACCUUACCCCAGAGGUGCGGGGGCUUCAGAGAUUAUGAGAAGGACGCGCCCAUCACUGUGUUCGGGUGCACACAGGCCAGGCUGGUGGGCGAGGCGCUGCUGGAGAGUAAAUCCACCGUUGACCAUGUGUACUGCUCGCCGUCCCUGCGAUGCGUACAGACGGCGUUCAACAUCCUGAAAGGGCUCCAGCAGGAGACCAAGGUGAGGAUCCGGGUGGAGCCGGGACUCUUCGAAUGGACCAAGUGGGUGUCUGGCAACUCCUUACCGGCCUGGAUGACACCGUGUGAACUCGCUGCCGCCAACCUGGGCACUGACACCACAUAUAGGCCUCACAUACAGAUGAACAAGCUGGGGGUGUCGGAGGCUUAUGAGACGUACAUCAGCCGAAGCUUCCAGGUGAUGAGGGACAUCCUGGGCGAGUGCAAGGCCAAAGGUAAUAAUAUCCUGAUUGUCGCUCACGCCUCGUCGCUGGAAGCCUGUACACGACAGCUCCAGGGUCUGUCACCCAGCAACGCCAAAGACUUUGUACAGGUGGUUCGUAAGAUCCCUUACCUCGGCUUCUGUGCCUGUGAGGAGGUGGAGGACGCUGGGAUCUGGCAACUGGUGGACCCCCCCAUCUUACCCCUAACUCACGGCCCCAACCACAGCUUCAGUUGGAGAGAGAUCCUGUACCAGGAGUGACCAGCAGACCAAGUUUGCCCCACACACGCCAAGCCGGUCAAGCCAUUUCAAGCAUGUGCUUCCAAACCUGCCCCUCCCCUCACAUGCCCCUCCUCUCUCCCCAUUCAACACCAUCUCCUUUUGUUGAGUCAGGUGUCAUCUAUCUCGUGACCCGGGUUCUCUAAGCGUUAGUUAUCAUGCUCCUGCCCUGUUCUUGUCCUGUGAUGUCCUUGUCCUUGUCCGUGUGUGACCUCGCUUUGACCAAACCAACCUUCCGUCUCGACCCCCCUCCCUUUCCCCCUCCACCUCCUUUCCCCCCUCCACCUCCUUU
This is a messenger RNA of Callorhinchus milii (elephant shark), 2324 nucleotides long. RefSeq names its product ubiquitin associated and SH3 domain containing Bb (gene ubash3bb). Lineage: Eukaryota; Metazoa; Chordata; Chondrichthyes; Chimaeriformes; Callorhinchidae. Gene Ontology annotation, molecular function: protein binding. The transcript is spliced from 14 exons. Bases 101 to 2014 code for a protein of 637 amino acids. The record is from RefSeq and is a predicted model, not a curated record.